Messenger RNA from Austrofundulus limnaeus, 4539 nucleotides. Its product is annotated as protein furry homolog-like. Gene Ontology annotation, biological process: cell morphogenesis; neuron projection development. Gene Ontology annotation, cellular component: site of polarized growth; cell cortex. The record is from RefSeq and is a predicted model, not a curated record. Lineage: Eukaryota; Metazoa; Chordata; Actinopteri; Cyprinodontiformes; Rivulidae.
UUUUGCUUUCUUUUUAYGCUGAACAGUCAGGUAAUGUUGCAGUGAAGGAAGUGUCAUGUCGGCUCGCUGCAGGUAUACCUUAGAGCAGAUUUUCAGUCUUACAGCCAGUGUUUAUUCUCAUAUUGGUACUUAAGCUGUGUAAAUGUGGAUUUGCUGCAUGUAAGCAACGGCUCCACACAGGCUUCUCUGUAAAUGAGGCAGAUCCAGCAGAUAGGUAGUUUGCGUGGCCAGAUGGCACAGCACAGGUAUCUGGACAGGCAUCUGCACAGGUAUCUCUGUAUUGAGACCUAAAAAGUCCAGCUAAGAUGGAGUUUCUAAAGAGCCUGGUUCCUGCUGCGAUCUCAGGGGAGACACCUGUUGAACACGGGACAGCUCUGCCCAAGGAGUCCGGUCCACGGCUUCUCCGCAUGAAAAGACUGGGUCUGCUUGCCAUGGGACAGACAAUUGAAGAAGAUCCAAUAGACCCAGAGACAAAAGUUCAAUCAAGAUUGAGCUCCUCUAGACCUGCAUGGAGUAAUCAAGCACGCCUCAAAGCUUCUGCGCCAGUCAGCAGCAGCGUGGUUAGACGCCGUGCCCCUUCCUCUGUGACUCCACUUUUGUGGGAGAAACACAACAUUGCCGCCAUGUCGAGCAUCACCAUCGACCCCGAGCUUAAACCCGGGGAGUUUGUCAUCAAGAGUCUGUUUGCUGAGUUUGCUGUGCUUGCUGAGAAGAAGAUUGAGAUGGUGAUGGCAGAGCCGCUGGAGAAACCCUUGUCCCGAUCGCUCCAGAGAGGUGAAGAUCCACAGUUUGACCAGUUGAUUAGCUCUAUGAGCUCRAUAGCAGAACAUUGUUUGCCCUCUUUGCUGCGCACUUUGUUCGACUGGUACAGGCGGCAGAGCGGCACUGAAGAUGAGUCUUUUGAGUACAGACCACGCUCGAGUACUAAAUCUAAGGGAGAUGAACAGCACCGGGAUAAAGAUUACCUUCUAGAAAGGCGGGACUUAGCUAUAGAUUUUAUUUUUUGUUUAGUUUCAGUGGAAGUUCUAAAACAGAUUCCUCUUCAUCCUGUGCCAGAUGCUUUAGUACAUGAAGUUCUAAACUUGGCGUUCAAGCACUUCAAACACAAAGAGGGGUACAGUGGCCCCAACACUGGGAAUGUGCACAUCAUUGCAGACCUGUAUGCUGAGGUCAUAGGAGUUCUUACACAGUCAAAGUUUCAGUCUGUCAGGAAAAAGUUCAUCACAGAGCUGAAGGAGCUCCGGCUGAAAGAACAGAGUCCUUACGUAGUCCAGAGCAUCAUCAGCCUCAUCAUGGGCAUGAAGUUCUUUCGUGUCAAAAUGUAUCCUGUGGAGGAUUUUGAGGCUUCUUUUCAGUUCAUGCAGGAGUGUGCUCAGUAUUUCCUUGAAGUCAAGGAUAAAGACAUUAAACACGCUUUAGCUGGCCUUUUUGUUGAGAUCCUCAUCCCUGUUGCAGCUGCAGUGAAAAAUGAAGUCAACGUGCCGUGCCUGAAAACGUUUGUGGAGAUGCUCUACCAGACAACAUUUGAUCUUAGCUCCAGAAAGAAACACUCUUUGGCUCUUUAUCCUCUGGUAACGUGUUUGCUGUGUGUCAGUCAGAAGCAGUUCUUUCUCAACAACUGGCACAUCUUCCUGCAGAACUGCCUCUCACAUCUAAAGAUGCCAUCUAACAACAGCAUCCGAAAGCAGAUUGAGACUCUGCAGAAUAAAGAUCCCAAAAUGUCUCGCGUUGCUCUGGAGUCGCUCUACAGGCUGCUCUGGGUUUACAUCAUCAGGAUCAAGUGUGAGAGCAACACCGUCACGCAGAGUCGACUGCUCAGCAUCGUGUCAGCACUUUUCCCCAAAGGUUCCCGGAGUGUGGUGCCUAGAGACACGCCCCUCAACAUCUUUGUCAAGAUCAUCCAGUUCAUAGCACAGGAAAGACUGGACUUUGCCAUGAAGGAGAUCAUCUACGACCUCCUGAGUGUGGGCAAGUCUCAAAAAACCUUUACCAUCAAUCCAGAGAGGAUGAAUAUUGGUUUGCGAGCCUUCUUGGUGAUUGCUGACAGCCURCAGCAGAAAGAUGGAGAGCCUCCAAUGCCCACAACUGGGAUCAUCAUGCCCUCUGGAAACACCAUGCGCGUCAAAAAAAUCUUCCUCAACACCACCCUCACUGACGAAGAAGCUAAAGUCAUUGGCAUGUCCAUGUACUAUCCACAAGUAAGAAAGGCUUUGGAUAACAUUUUGCGACACCUGGACAAGGAAGUGGGACGCUCCAUGAGCAUGACCAGCGUACAGAUGUCCAACAAGGAGCCUGAGGACAUGAUUACAGGAGAAAGGAAACCGAAGAUCGAUCUGUUCCGGACAUGCGUGGCUGCGAUUCCAAGACUGAUACCAGAUGGCAUGAGCAGACAAGACCUAAUAGAACUACUAGCAAAAUUGACCAUCCACAUGGACGAAGAGCUGCGGAGCCUUGCUUUCACCACUCUGCAGGCACUGAUGAUGGAUUUCCCAGAGUGGCGAGAGGACGUCCUCUCAGGGUUUGCGUACUUCAUAGUCAGGGAGGUAACUGAUGUCCAUCCCACCCUGUUGGACAACGCUGUGAAGAUGCUGCUGCAGCUCAUCAUCCAGUGGAGUAAAGCAGCACAGGCCAGCAGUAAAGGUCACGACACACAGGGCUCAAGCAGCAGGCGCUCGCUGUCGUUGGAGCGGACCCCCACUAUAGGUGUUCUUCAUAUUGUGGAGGGCUUAGCACUGGUCGUGCUCUGUAGCUGCCGCCCGGCCACACGCAAGCUAGCUGUUAACAUCCUGAAGGAGGUCCGAGCGCUGCACACUGCUCUGGGUAUCGGCAAGGGAGAUGAAGAACUGGCCAUUGAUGUCAUGGACAGAUUAAGUGCGUCAGUGUUGGAGAGCUUCAUUUAUCUGACAGGAGCCGACCAGACCAGCUUGUUGUAUUAUCCCAGUGGGAUUGACCUUCAGACACUAGCAGAGUGGAGUUCGUCUCCCAUCAGCCACCAGUUUGAUGUGGUGAGCCCCUCCCACAUCUGGGUGUUUGCCCACGUCACGCAGGGCCAGGACCCCUGGGUCAUCAGCUUCUCCAGCUACCUGCGACAGGACAACCUGCCCAAACAUUGCCCCACRGCCCUCAACUACGCCUGGAUGUUUGCCUACACUCGCCUACAGCUGCUGUCCCCACAAGUUGACAUCAACAGUCCCAUCAAUGCCAAAAAGGUGAACAGUCUAAACAGCAGUGACUCUUAUGUUGGCCUUUGGAGGAACUACCUAAUACUCUGCUGCAGCUCUACCUCUUCCUCCCCGUCCUUGUGCCCCUCAUCCUCCACCUCUGGCUCCGUCCGCUGCUCCCCGCCUGAGACGCUGGCGUCUACACCGGACAGUGGCUACAGUUACGAGUCAAAGAUUGUUGGUACUCCAUCCCCCUCCUCCCUGUUUAAACACAUUGUUCCCAUGAUGCGCUCUGAAAGCAUGGACAUCACAGAGUCUCUGGUAUUGGGGCUUGGCAGGACUAACCCCUUUGUCUUCAGAGAGUUGAUGGAGGAGCUAAAUCCCAUUAUAAAAGAAGCUCUAGAAAGAAGACCUGAAAACAUGAAGCGACGCAGGCGUCGGGACAUCCUUAGGGUCCAGCUGGUCCGGAUAUUUGAGCUUCUUGCUGAUGCUGGUGUCAUCAGUCAAAAAGCCAGUGGAGGUUUAGAUGGAGAGAGCCACUCUCUGAACAGUACACUACUCGAGUAUGUUGAUUUGACCCGGCAGCUGCUGGAGGCAGAGAAUGACAAGGACUCCGACACUCUGAAGGACAUUCGCUGUCACUUCAGUGCACUCGUGGCCAACAUCAUUCAGAACGUUCCAGUAAACGACAGGAGGAACAUCUUCCCUCAGCAGUCUCUGCGUCACAGUCUCUUCAUGCUGUUUAGUCACUGGGCUGGUCCCUUCAGCAUCAUGUUCACUCCUCUGGAUCGCUACAGUGACAGAAAUAUGCAGAUCAAUCGCCAUCAGUACUGUGCGCUGAAGGCUAUGUCAGCAGUGCUGUGCUGUGGUCCUGUGGCUGACAAUGUUGGUCUGUCCUCUGAUGGCUACCUCUACAAGUGGCUCGAUAACAUUCUGGAUUCUCAAGACAAGAAGGUUCACCAGCUGGGCUGUGAGGCUGUGAUGCUGCUGCUGGAGCUGAAUCCAGAUCAGAGCAAUCUGAUGCUGUGGGCCGUGGAUCGUUGUUACACCGGCUCACAUCGUGUGGCCGCAGGCUGCUUUAAAGCCAUCGCUAACGUCUUUCACAACAGGGAUUAUCAGUUUGACACUGUGGUGCUGCUGAACCUGAUUUUGUUCAAGGCAGCUGACUCUUCCAGGGAUAUCUACGAGACAGCCAUGCAGCUCUUACAGAUCCUGGAGCCAAAGCUCUUCCGUUAUGCCCACAAACUGGAGAUCCAGAGAACAGAUGGCAUCCUGACCCCUCCCUCACCMCUUCCACACUUGUACUCUGUAUCUUACUACCAGCUGUCUGAGGAGCUGGCCAGGACGUACCCAGAACUCACGCUACCCAUUUUCUCAG